Messenger RNA from Dacryopinax primogenitus, 336 nucleotides. RefSeq lists its product as uncharacterized. The transcript has a single exon. The record is from RefSeq and is a predicted model, not a curated record. The annotation marks the transcript as partial. NCBI's taxonomy places the organism in Eukaryota, Fungi, Basidiomycota, Dacrymycetes, Dacrymycetales, Dacrymycetaceae.
AUUCCAAUGAUAGAACAUAUACCCUGGCAACAAAAGAAUAUUCGGGUGCCCCCUGCUUUACUACCAAAGGUCUUGAAGGCCUUGCAAGACAAACUGAAUGUGGGCAUAUAUGAAACCUCCCAAUCCUCAUACCAAUCCCACUGGUUCUGUGUUCUGAAGAAAGACGGCUCCCUUCAUCCUGUUUUGGACCUGCAACCAUUGAAUGGCAUAACAAUUUGGGACUCCACCCUCCCUCUGCUUUCUGAACCCCUCGUCAAAUCUUAUGGCAGACAAUCUGUUUAUACCCUGUUCAAUUUCUUUCAGGGCUUCAAACAACACCUCCUGCACCCAGAAAGU